Molecule: messenger RNA, 4426 nt
Organism: Trichechus manatus latirostris (Florida manatee)
Lineage: Eukaryota; Metazoa; Chordata; Mammalia; Sirenia; Trichechidae
Product: protocadherin gamma-A9
Exons: 1
Coding region: 1944-4397 (817 amino acids)
Biological process (GO): homophilic cell-cell adhesion
Cellular component (GO): plasma membrane
Molecular function (GO): calcium ion binding
Source: RefSeq, a predicted model, not a curated record
GCAGUGAGGGUGUGCUCUUAGCUUCACAGCAAAAAGAAUGGAUAACUUUCUUCUCUUUUUUCCAAAGCUAAUGAAAUUUACUCAUGGAUUGUCUCCUUCAUUAUUCAACAUAUAUUUAAAAUUUUAAUAUAUGUAAGUUAACGUUUAAUUUAAAGUAGGUAAUAAUUUAAUUCAACCUUUAGAGGAAAGAAACUGUGUUACUUCUAGGUAUCUUCCCUCACUGAUUUCACUGCCACAGUUUACAUCUCUUUCUUGUGUUUAUUCCUUAUGUCUAGUUCUUUAUCCCUACCUAGUUGGUCCAUGAUUCUUUGAAUCCCCUAAAAUUGUAUAAAAUAUGCUGGGAAAGAGAGAAAAAUCUCAGUGAACUCAUCAGAAGGUCCGCAUUAUUGUAUUUUCUCUUUCAACAUUGGCUCUUGGAUGCAAAAUCCUUUUUUUCCUCUUUAUAGUUACCAGAAGAAGAAACUUCAUAAAAGAAAAAGGAAAUGUUAUUGCCUCUAUUUCUUUUGCUCUGAUUCCAAACAUGUAAUCAUUGAAGAAAAAAGGGAAAAAAGAGACACUGGAUUGUUGUUGUCAUUUUGGAGCUCUAAACAUAAAAGUGAUAGAGGUUUCUGAUUAUCCUUGUAUCUCUAGGAGGGAAAGGGAAUCCUGCAUUCUUCCAUUUUUAAGGCAAAACCUACUAGUUUGGUGUGCAUGCAAAGUUACCAUUACAUAGUAUCAGUCUUUUGCUUGGUUUCCCUUAGCAACUGCUUCAGUUAAUGGCUUCUUUACAAACUGUUGGAGAUUUCUUAUAAUGGCCCUUAUUUUUUACUUUUUAGAGAUAAACACUUGUUCCUACAUUUUGUUCUUUUCCCCCAGAUUAUUACAGAAGUUUAAAUGACCCUAAGAAUAUAUGCCUUAAAUAAGAAGUUUAAGACUACUUUAAAAUUGCAUAAGGAGUGAGACGGAAACUGACUUUUCACUGUAUACUCAUUUGAAUCUUCCAAAUGCUGUAGCCAAAAGCUGUAUUAAAACAGAAAAAAAAUUAGUUUGUUUAAAUAGCAGGAAAGUUUAACAAUCACAAAAAUGAGAAUUUUAAAAACUUAAUCCUGUAAAACUUUAGCAAUAAUAGGUGACAAUAUACAUAUAUAACUAUUACCUAAUUUAUUUCCAUGAAGGAAAUUUUUCCACUGGAAUUUUACUAUCAAAAAUAAAUUUAAACAUAUAAAAAUAAUUCAAAAGUAAAUAAUACAUCCAUACAUACUUGUUCAAUAAAGUUACUUAAUAUACUUAAUAUUAUACUUAAUAUAAAAUUUAGAAAAAUAAGAAUUUGUUCCAGAGAAUUGCAUAUCUUAAUUACUUAAAUCUUAACUACUUAAAUAGUUAAGAUAUAUAGAAAAAUUGAAGCACCACAAAAAAGAAAUUAGAAUUACAUAUACAGAGUGAGCUAGCAAAAUUCUUUCAAGAAUAAGGGUAAGUUAAUGUGCUAGUAACCAAAAAAGAGUCUAGUGAUUUAAUAACACAUUUGUAGAAAUUUCACCCUACUUCAACUCCUACCAAGAUAUCUACAAAUAGUAAUUGAUUUUGGAAUAUGAAUGCAGUAACCAGUUAGAAAAAUGUGAAAUCAUAAUUCAAAGAGGAGUAGCGUUUUCAUCAGCCAUCUAUAAUCAUUAUUGCGUUUCUCAGUGGGUGUAGUAACGGCUUAGGACUCUGAGCGCCGCUGUUCACCAACUCUGCGAAAAACCUCAAACAGCGCUUUAUCCGGAUUUUCAGAGCUACAACUACACAAAGCGCCGCAGAUCCCACAAACAGGCUCCCGGGCUCUAGCAAACUUCAGCCUCUUAACUUGGGGCACUCAGGCUUUUUUCCUGAAGAAAAAUAUCACUGUACUUGCAAGAGAGAAAAAGGAACCUAAUGAGUCAGCGUGCACAGAGAGAAUUCUGAGAAAAUUCCGUAGCGAAGCAACAAUGGCCGCUCCAAAGAGUUGCCAGCACCACAGAAGAUUGGUCCUGCUGUGCAUUUUCCUGGGGACGCUGUGGGAGUCCAGAGCCAGUCAGAUCCGAUACUCAAUGCCUGAAGAGACAGAAAAAGGCUAUAUUGUGGGCAACGUAUCCAAGGACCUGUCGUUGCAACUCCGGGAGCUGAAGGAGCGCGGAGUCCGCAUCCUCUCCAGAGGUAAGACCCAGCUCUUUGCUCUGAACCCGAAAAGCGGCAGCUUGGUUACAGCUGGCAGGGUAGACCGGGAGGAGCUCUGCGCUCAGAGCGCACCAUGUUUGGUUAAUUUUAAAGUCCUGGUUGAAGACAGAGUGCAACUUUAUGGAAUUGAAAUAGAAGUAACUGAUAUCAAUGACAAUGCCCCGAAAUUCCAGGCUGAAAAUCUGGAAGUCAAAAUUAACGAAAUUGCUGCGCCUGGAACACGUUUUCCACUCCCAGAGGCGGUUGAUCCGGACUUGGGUGUGAACUCCCUCCAGAGCUACCAGCUCAGCCCCAAUCACCGCUUCUCCCUGAACAUGCAAACUGGAGACGAUGGAACUAUAAACCCAGAGCUGGUGCUGGAGCGCGCUCUGGACCGCGAGGAAGAGGCUGCUCACCACCUGGUCCUCACGGCCUCCGAUGGCGGCGACCCGCGUCGCUCCAGCACAGUGCGCAUCCACGUGUCAGUGCUGGAUACAAACGACAAUGCCCCAGUUUUUGCUCAACCGGUGUACCGAGUGAAAGUCCUAGAGAAUGUGCCCCCUGGCACUCGGCUGCUAACUGUAAGAGCUGCCGACCCGGAUGAGGGAACCAAUGGAAAAGUGGCAUAUAAAUUCUGGAAAAUUAAUGAAAAGCAAUCUCCAUUAUUCCAACUUAAUGAAAAUACUGGGGAAAUAGCAACAGCAAAACGUCUAGAUUAUGAAGAAUGUGCUUUUUAUGAAAUGGAAAUACAAGCUGAAGAUGGUGGGGGAUUAAAGGGUUGGACCAAAGUGCUUAUUUCUGUGGAGGAUGUAAAUGACAAUAGGCCAGAAGUGACCAUUACAUCUCUGUUUAGCCCAGUGAGGGAAGAUGCUCCUCCGGGAACAGUAAUGGUUCUUUUCAAUGCUCAUGACAGAGACUCCGGGAAGAAUGGUCAGGUCGUCUGUUCUAUGCAGGAGAAUCUACCAUUUAAAUUAGAAAAUUCAGUUGAUGAUUAUUAUCGAUUGUUGACAGCCCAAAUUCUUGACAGAGAAAAAGUCUCUGAGUAUAACAUCACAGUGAAAGCGACAGACAGAGGAACCCCGCCCCUGUCCACAGAAACUCGCAUCACUUUACAUGUUGCUGACAUUAAUGACAAUCCACCUGCCUUCUCUCAUCCCUCCUACUCAGUCUACCUCCCGGAAAACAAUCCCAGAGGCACCUCCAUCUUCUCCGUGACUGCUCUUGACCCAGACAGCGAGGAGAACGCCAGGGUUAUUUACGCCCUGGCAGAGGACAUCAUCCAGGGGGCACCACUCUCCUCCUACGUCUCCAUCAACUCUGACACAGGCGUCCUGUACGCACUCCAAUCUUUCGACUAUGAGCAGUUCCAAGACCUGCAGAUGCGGGUCACAGCAAGUGACAGUGGGAACCCGCCACUCAGCAACAAUGUAUCGCUGAGCCUGUUCCUGCUGGAUCAGAACGACAACGUACCGGAGAUCCUGUACCCCACCCUCCCCACCGAUGGCUCCACUGGUGUGGAGCUGGCGCCGCGCUCCGCAGAGCCUGGCUACCUGGUGACCAAGGUGGUGGCUGUGGACCGCGACUCAGGACAGAACGCCUGGUUGUCCUACCACCUGCUCAAGGCCAGUGAGCUAGGGCUCUUCGUAGUGGGUGUGCACACGGGCGAGGUGCGCACAGCGCGGGCCCUGCAGGAUAGAGACGCGCUCAAGCAGAGCCUGGUGGUGGCCGUCCAGGACCACGGCCAGCCCCCUCUGUCGGCCACCGUCACACUCACCAUGGCCGUGGCCGACAGCAUCCCUGAUGUCCUGGCUGACCUGAGCAGUCUCGAGGUCCUCGCGGACCCAGAGGCUUCUGGGCUAACACUCUACCUUGUAGUGGCUGUGGCUGUGGUCUCCUGCAUCUUCCUUGCCUUUGUCAUCGUGCUGCUGGUGCUUAGGCUGAGGCGCUGGCACAUGUCGCACCUACUGCAGACUUCUGGCAGCAUGUUGUCAAGCCUGCCUGUCUCGCAUUUUGUGGGCGUGGACGGGGUGCAGGCCUUCCUGCAGACAUAUUCCCAGGAGGUCUCCCUCACCAAGGACUCACGGAAGAGUCACCUGAUCUUCCCCCAGCCCAGCUACGCUGACACGCUAAUCAGCCAGGAGAGCUGUGAGAAAAGCAAUCCUUUGUGUGUUUCAGAUGAGUCCAAGUUUCCUAUAGAAGACUCCCCUUUGGUUCCAGUAAGUUCUGUUUCAUCCUUUUUCUUCUAACAAGUUGCUUUCUCUUUGGGUUUCUACAC